Molecule: messenger RNA, 3530 nt
Organism: Bursaphelenchus okinawaensis
Lineage: Eukaryota; Metazoa; Nematoda; Chromadorea; Rhabditida; Aphelenchoididae
Source: the annotation of a GenBank genome assembly
AUGAGGCCAAUUUUUGAUCAAAAAACUGUUAAAAAUGUAGGUUAAUAUAGAAAUUUUAAAUUUUUUUAAAAUUUUUUAUUUAAAAAAACUUAAAUUUUAAAAAUUUUUUAAAAUUAAAAGAGAAAUUUUUAGAAAUGUGAAGAAAUUCAACCGAAAUUUGAACAAUUACUUGGAGGUAGUAAUGUAACAUCCGUUCACAGUAAAUGUCAACAGUUUUCUUGUGAUGAAGGACAUUUUACGUGAGUUUUUUGACAAGAACUUUCUUUACACAGCAUUAAAUGGCAAGAACUUUCUUUACAAAACAUUAAAUGGCAAGAACUUUCUUUACAAACCAAAAAAUGGCAAGGACUUUCUUUACAAACCAAAAAAUGGCAAGAACUUUCUUUGCACAAUAGAAAAUGGCAAGGAAUUUCUUUACAAAUCACAAAAUGCAAGGACUUUUUUUACAAAACGAAAAAUGGCAAGAACUUUCUUUACAAUCUUUAAAAAGUCAUUUUUAAUUUUCAGACUAUCAGUACCAUCCCUAGUACUAUCACCAUCAUCCACAGAUCAAGUAUCAGCUAUUGUAAGGUUAUGCAAUGAAAACAGAGUACCAUUAGUACCAAGAGGCACUGGUACUGGGCUAGAAGGUGGGGCAAUUCCAGUAGCUGGUGGUGUUGUUCUGGAGUUCAGUGGCAUGAACAACGUAUUGGAAGUGAAUGAAGUGGACUUUGAUUGCACUGUGCAGCCAGGAGUCAGCCGGCUGGCACUAAAUCAGAGACUUCGCGAUAGUGGAUUGUUUUUUAGUGUGGGUAUGGUAGUUUUUGAAAAAUUGAGAUUUUUUAAGGUUUUGUGUUUUGUAAAGAAAGUUCUUGCAAUUUUUUGUUUUGUAAAGAAAGUUCUUUUCAUUUAAUGUUUUGUAAAGAAAGUUCUUGCUAUUUCAUGUUUUGUAAAGAAAGUUCUUGUCAUUUUGAUUGUAUGAAUGAAUAUUUAGAGGUUUAACAGUCAAUUAAAAAAAAAUUUAUUAUUUGACGAAAUGUCACAAUUAUUAUCGAUUUUUUGACGAAGUGUCACAAAGCUGAUUGGCUGUCGAAAAUUGCAAUUAAAUUUUUUGCCAUUUUUUUAAAAGAAAGUUCUUGCCAAUUUUUAGUUUGUAAAGAAAGUUCUUGCCAAUUUUCAGCUUGUAAAGAAAGUUCUUGCCAAUUUUCAGCUUGUAAAGAAAGUUCUUGCCAUUUCUGUUUUGUAAAGAAAGUUAUUGCCAUUUUUCGAUUUGUAAAGAAAGUUCUUGCCAUUUUUUGAUUUGUUUAUUUCAGACCCCGGUGCCGACGCCUCAGUCUGUGGUAUGGUAGCAACUAGUGCCAGCGGUACCACCUCUCUCAAGUACGGAACAAUGAAGCAGAACGUUAAGAAUUUGGAAGUAGUUCUGGCCACCGGUCGUAUUUUACAUACCAAGGGCGCGGGUCGUCGACCAUGGAAGUCGUCGGCCGGCUAUAACUUGACUGAACUGUUUAUUGGAUCGGAAGGAACGUUGGGUGUGAUUACGGAAGCCACUGUGAAUUUACACCCACGGCCUCUGGCUGUUGGGGCUGUGGUUUGUGGAUUUGAAAGGUUGGAUGAUGCUGUGGAAAGUGUGGUACAGCUGCGACAAAUGGGACUUAGUUUGGCUAGAUUGGGUAGGUUUGACGUUUUUUUUGGAUUGUAAAAAAAGUUCUUGCCAUUUUUUGCUAUGUAAAGAAAGUUCUUGCUAUUUUUUGAUUUGUAAAGAAAGUUCUUGCCAUUUUUUGUAUUGUAAAGAAAGUUCUUGCAGCUUUUUGUAUUUAUUCGAUCUGGCACCCUGCGGGUGACAAGUUAUACGAUGAAUAUAUAAAUUAUGUUGUUAUUCAAGUUGUAAAGAAAGUUUUUGCUAUUUUUUGUUUGUAAAGAAAUUUUUUGCCAUUUUUUUUCAAAUUUAAAUUUUAGAAUUUUUGGACAAAGCUCAAAUGCAAAACUGCAUUGACUAUAGUAAACUGGAUGACAUGUUGCCAUUACCAACUAUCUUUUUGGAAUUUCAUUGUCAAACCGAAGAAGAUGUACAAGGACAAAUCAAGUUGGCUGGUAAGUAAAGGAAGGUUUAGUUGUAAGUGGACGUUCUUUUUUGAUUGGGGUGGCUAGGGUGGUAAGAAGGCUAGGGUAGGGUAAGUCUGGGAGAGAAGGAGAGACGAGUAAGAAAGUAUUUUUGCAAGGUAGGCAGGCUAACGCAUAGAAGAACGGGCUAUGUUUGGCUAGGGUAGAAUAGCGUAGGCCACAAGAGAGCUGGGUAGGGGAGGGCAGGACAGGACAGGACAGGGUAGAGAAAAGCAGUGUUGAAUAGUUGGGUAGGGUAAUUUAAUGUGGGCACGGUACGGUAGAAUAGAUUUAAGUAGGGUAGGGUAGGGUAGGGUAGGGUAGGGUAGGGUAGGGUAGGGUAGAGUACGGUGCGGUACGGUACGGUAGGGUAGAGUAAGGUAGGGUACGAUACGGUACGGUAGAGUACAGUAGGAGUUCGGUUUCCAAAAUUAAAGAAAUUUUUAAAUUCCAGAAGAAAUUUGCAUAUCAAAUUCCUCGUCAAACUUCAAUUCAUCUUCCUCUCACGAUGAAAUUCAGAAGCUAUGGAAAGCACGUCACAAUGCUUAUUAUGCAACAUUGGCUAAUCGUCCAGGUGCCAAAGGCUUUACAACUGACGUAUGUGUACCAUUAAGCAAACUGGUACAAGUUUUAAAAGAGACUGAGGUUAGGUUAGGACAACUGGGACUUAAUGGUGCUAUUGUUGGGCAUGUUGGAGAAGGCAACUUUCAUUGUAUCAUACCGACGUUUGAAGAUAAUAGAGAGGAACAUACGGCAGUAAUGCAGUUCUCAGAUUGGCUGGUUCAGUGAGUUAUUGAGUUUUUGGGUGUGGAAAGAAAGUUCUUGCCAUUUUUUGUUUUGUAAAUAAAGUUCUUGCAAUUUUGAUUGAAAAAAUGAAUUUUUUUAAGUUUUAGGGGUUCAACAGUCAAGAGAAAAUAAUUUUUCAUCAUUUGACGAAAUGCCACAAAAAUUAUCGAUUUUUUGACGAAGUGUCGCAAGGCUGAUUGGCUGUCGAAAAUUGCAAUUUUAUGUUUUUGUAACAAAAGUUCUUGCUAUUUUUUGUUUUGUAAAGAAAGUUUUUGCCGUUUUAUGCUUUGUAAAGAAAGUUUUAGCCCUUUUUUGUUUUGUAAAGAAAGUUCUUGCUAUUUUUUGUUUUGUAAAGAAAGUUUUUGCCGUUUUAUGCUUUGUAAAGAAAGUUUUAGCCCUUUUUUGUUUUGUAAAGAAAAUUCUUGACAUUUUUAUCUUGUAAACAAAGUUCUUGUCAUUUCAAGCCUUAUAAACCAAGUUUCUGCCAUUUCAGAACAGCUCUAGCAGUCGGCGGUACUUGUACUGGAGAGCACGGUAUUGGAUUGGGCAAAAAACGCUAUAUGGCCGACGAAUUCGGCUCAGUAGGCUUGGAUGUAAUGAAGCUAAUGAAGACAUCCUUGGAUCCCAACAAUAUUCUCAACCCAGGGAAAAUAUUUGAAUAA